Molecule: messenger RNA, 180 nt
Organism: Prunus armeniaca (apricot)
Lineage: Eukaryota; Viridiplantae; Streptophyta; Magnoliopsida; Rosales; Rosaceae
Source: the annotation of a GenBank genome assembly
AUGGGCAUAAUCAAGGAGGGGGGAGAGGCUACUCAGGGAUUGGGAGGGGGGGAGUGGGGCGACGACCAGAGUGGGCUAGAGGAUCCGGGCGGCGCAGCUAGGGAUGAGACAAAUGGCCAGGGAAUGGUAGGGUUGGGGAAGAUCUUGCUGGGACAUGGUUGGGCGGUAGGGGUUGUUUGA